Molecule: messenger RNA, 2802 nt
Organism: Fundulus heteroclitus (mummichog)
Lineage: Eukaryota; Metazoa; Chordata; Actinopteri; Cyprinodontiformes; Fundulidae
Gene: col28a1a
Product: collagen, type XXVIII, alpha 1a
Source: RefSeq, a predicted model, not a curated record
UUCUGCCUUCCUCUGCUGGAGUGGGCGUCCUCAAAAGUACGGCUUCAGAACUUCUUUUUCAUCUCACAUAUGGAUUAACUUGGUGUUUCUUUUCAUGAAUAAAAAGCUUGCUAAACAAUGAAUGUACUGGAGCUUGUGAAGAUUUUCACCCUCACUCUUGUCCUGUCGUGCCCAAUUGGAUGCCAAAACAGAAGGAGGAAAGGUCAGAAAGAUGACCACCAAGUCACCACAUAUAAAGCCAAAACCUUGAUCUGCCCGGUGGAAAUCAUGUUCUUGGUGGACAGUACAGAGAAAGCCAAAGCUGCGCUGUUUGAGCAGCAGAAGGAGUUUGUCCUGCGCUUCAGCACCAAGCUUACGCAGCUUCACUCUGCAGGCUGGCGUGUACGUCUGCGCCUGGCUGCUUUGCAGUAUAGUAGUAAAGUCUCAGUAGAGCACAACUUCAGAGACUGGCAGGACCUGGAUGUCUUCCAGAGUCGGGUGGCCUCAAUGACUUUUAUAGGCCAUGGCUCCUACUCUGCCUAUGCCAUCACCAAUGCUACAAAGGUAUUCAAGCAAGAAACGACCUCCAGCAGUCUCAGGGUGGCGCUGUUGAUGACAGAGGGAAAUGACCACCCACACAGCCCCAGUGCCGUGACAGCGGCUGCAGAGGCCAAACAGCACAACAUCAGGGUGUUCACCAUCAGGCUGUCCGCACUGCCCAAACCAGGUGCCAUGGAUACAAGGCUGCGAACCAUUGCCAGUGCCCCUCCACAGCAGCAUCUGCUCAGUCUCACUGACAGCCAGCUCCAUGACAAACUCUUCAGUGAAAUAAAUACAGUUGUUACGACAGGGUGCCCACAGCCAAAGGAUUGUAUGUGUGAGAGGGGAGAGAAGGGUCACCCUGGAAGUCCAGGGAAACCGGGAAAGACGGGGUUGGAUGGUGCCCCAGGUCCAAAGGGAUCUCAGGGUGAACCUGGUACAAAUGGCCAUCCAGGAGCAGAGGGCCGUCAGGGGAGGCCUGGCAGCAAAGGUCAAAAGGGAGAACGAGGUGAAUUUGGAGCGUUUGGGGCAAAAGGAGAAAAAGGUGUGGCUGGACCUUCUGGCCCAACAGGACCUAAAGGGGAACAGGGAGCCAGAGGAGCACCAGGAGACCUGGGUGUGGAAGGACGGUCUGGGCUUAAAGGUGAUCGGGGAUCAAGUGGUGCACCUGGACCGCCAGGAGAAAAUGGUGUUGGCUUCCCCGGUCCCAAGGGUGACAAGGGGAAUCAAGGAAGAUCCGGUCCAGCUGGACCAAUGGGUUCAGGUGAACCAGGAACUCAGGGUCCACCAGGGCCUUCGGGAAUACAAGGUCCACCUGGGUUUCCAGGUGAGGGUCUAGUGGGACCAAAGGGGGAUAGGGGGCAUGAGGGUCCCAAAGGCAGUCGUGGACCUCCUGGACUUGGGCUUAAAGGUGAUAAGGGAAACACAGGUGCACCUGGGCUAACUGGUUUGAUUGGAGUUCCAGGUGCAGGGGCCCAAGGAGAAAAGGGGGACCAAGGACCUAUUGGCCCCUCUGGUCCUAGAGGACCUCCAGGACUGGUGAUAGCUGGACCAAAGGGUGACCAAGGUUUUCCUGGAGAGCCAGGUCCUCAAGGAGAAAGGGGUACAGGUGAACCAGGGUCCAAGGGUGAGACAGGACCUGAUGGGGCUCCUGGGAUACCUGGCAUUCCGGGUGAAGAUGGAACUGUUGGGCCCAAGGGAGAGAUGGGUUUACCUGGACCGCGAGGCCCAGAGGGAGCACCAGGAAGAGGCACAUCUGGAGAAAAGGGAGAUAGAGGUGACCAGGGUUCCAGGGGACUCUCAGGCUCUUCAGGCCCAGUUGGACCUUCUGGUGCCAAGGGAGAGCCUGGCAGCCCAGGAAUGACCGGCCCACCUGGACCUCCUGGACAAGGCUAUCCAGGAAAAAAGGGAGAUCCUGGGCCUGAGGGACCAUCUGGACCAGUUGGAGAGCCUGGACUGGGAAUAAUUGGACCCAAAGGAAGCAAGGGAAGUGUUGGACCUGUUGGGUCACAGGGGGCAAAGGGAGACUCUUUGACUGGACCACAGGGUCUGCAAGGUUUGCCAGGACUACAAGGAGAAAAGGGACCUGAAGGGAAAGGACUACCAGGAGCAAAGGGUGAUAGAGGCUCACCAGGUUUACCAGGACCAUCGGGCCCUCCUGGAACUGGACUUAAUGGACCAAAGGGUUCUACAGGACAGCCUGGACGACCUGGCAUGCCUGGACUUCCAGGAGAAGGACUACCAGGACCAAAGGGAGAGCCUGGAUUUCCAGGGCCAAUGGGGCCAAGAGGGCUUCCGGGGGAAGGUCUUUCAGGAGAGAAGGGUAAUCAAGGAUCUCCUGGACACAGGGGGAAAAAGGGAGACACAGGGGAUUUAGGACCACCUGGCUCCCCUGACCUAUGGUAUGGCUGACAUGGGAGGCCUGGAGGAAAAGGAGAGCCAGGACUUACGAGAGACGAGGUCAUCCAGAUCAUAAAGGAAAUAUUUGGAUGUCGUGUCAUGUGCAGAGGGAGUCGACUGGAACUUGGAUUUGUGAUUGACAGCUCUGAGAGUGUGGGGCCAGAGAACUUUGAGGUGGUGAAAGACUUUGUGAACACAGUUAUUGACCAGUUCACAGUCAGCCAGGAAGCCAGCCGUAUUGCUGUGGUGCUCUAUAGCCAUUUGAACUCAGUGGUGGUCAGUCUGCAGCACCAGCCCAGCCAGGAGGAAAUCAAGGCUGCUGUCAGAGCCAUGCCCUACAUGGGCAAGGGCACCUUCACCCGGCAGCGCUAUCUAUCAAGCUAA